Messenger RNA from Eurypyga helias (sunbittern), 1456 nucleotides. RefSeq names its product malate dehydrogenase 1, NAD (soluble) (gene MDH1). Gene Ontology annotation, biological process: malate metabolic process; oxaloacetate metabolic process; tricarboxylic acid cycle. The transcript is spliced from 8 exons. The record is from RefSeq and is a predicted model, not a curated record. The coding region runs from base 128 to 997 and encodes 289 amino acids. NCBI's taxonomy places the organism in Eukaryota, Metazoa, Chordata, Aves, Eurypygiformes, Eurypygidae. Gene Ontology annotation, cellular component: mitochondrion; cytosol. Gene Ontology annotation, molecular function: L-malate dehydrogenase (NAD+) activity.
ACCUAUCAGAGUCCUGGUGACUGGAGCUGCGGGGCAGAUCGCUUACUCACUGCUCUACAGCAUUGCCAAGGGAGAUGUCUUUGGCAAAGAACAGCCUCUUGUUCUUGUGCUGCUGGAUAUCACCCCCAUGAUGACAGUACUGGAAGGUGUAGUGAUGGAGCUGCAGGACUGUGCUCUUCCACUGCUGAGAGAGGUCAUUCCAACAGACAAGGAAGAAGUUGCAUUCAAAGACCUUGACAUAGCAAUUCUGGUCGGCUCCAUGCCAAGGAGAGAGGGCAUGGAGAGGAAGGAUUUACUCAAAGCAAACGUGAAGAUUUUCAAGUCUCAGGGUGCAGCCUUGGACAAGUAUGCCAAAAAGACUGUCAAGGUUGUGGUAGUUGGGAAUCCAGCAAAUACUAACUGCCUGAUUGCAUCGAAGUCAGCCCCAUCAAUACCAAAGGAAAACUUCAGCUGCUUAACUCGUUUGGAUCACAACAGAGCUAAAUCUCAGAUUGCUCUGAAACUUGGUGUGACUGCUAAUGAUGUGAAGAAUGUCAUCAUCUGGGGCAACCACUCCUCCACUCAAUAUCCAGAUGUCAACCACGCGAAGGUAAAUGUGAAAGGGAAGGAAGUUGGAGUUUAUGAAGCUAUAAAAGAUGACAGCUGGCUGAAGGGAGACUUUAUCCUGACUGUUCAGCAGCGUGGAGCAGCCGUUAUUAAGGCUAGGAAGCUGUCCAGUGCAAUGUCAGCUGCCAAAGCUAUCUGUGAUCACGUGAGGGACAUCUGGUUUGGCACUCCAGCGGGGGAAUUUGUUUCCAUGGGAGUAAUUUCUGAUGGCAAUUCCUAUGGUGUCCCUGAAGACUUGCUAUACUCAUUCCCUGUUGUGAUCAAGGACAAGACCUGGAAGUUUGUUGAGGGUCUUCCUAUUAAUGAUUUUUCUCGUGAGAAGAUGGAUCUGACAGCCAAGGAGUUAACUGAAGAGAAGGAGACUGCUGUAGAAUUCCUCUCCAGUGCGUGACUAGGUGUUGAGGAAACACAAAAUCAUUUAAGAGUGGAAGAAUCUAGAAGUCGUCUCUAAGUCUGCUACCAAACACUAUUACUGUAUUCAAGUGAACUGUCUGUGGCAAUUGUGCAUUUUCGAGUUCAUAUGCUUACCGGUACUGUUAUGCCUAUUGAGUUAUUAGCAAAAAGAUUAAGGAAGUAUAACUAGUUUGGUCAACAAAUUUUGUCCGUUCAAGACUAGUUGCUUUCUGUGUAUGAUACAGAGUAAUUGUUUGCCUUGGCUACUAACGCACAAUCUGAGUUUUGAUUAGAAUUUGGCACUAUUGGAACGUGUCCUAGUUGGAGCAUCCUGUGGCUCAACUGAAAUAUUAGAAUGCCAGUAGUUCUCCUUGAACCGAUUGUUCAGUGACUCACGUCUUCACUCUGGUUAUGCUUACAAUGUUUGUCAAUAGAAAUAUUAAAAUAUGCUUAAUCA